UAGUAAGGAUGCAAUGGCCAACAACAGCUCAGCAACUACUGCCCCAUCUACUGCACCACCCAAGCCUGCACCUCCCGCUGCCACUGGAGGGCCUCCUGCUCGUCCCGGACCACCUGCCAAACCUCCACCACCCUCUGUCACACCCACAGCUGUAGCCCCCACCAAAACCGCCACCAGUGCCCUUGAUGAUGGCUUCUUGUUGGACCUCGAUCCCAUGUCAUCAUCGUCAGCUGAUGGGACAGCAGCACCUUCUGCUACAACAGGAUGGGGCGACCUUUUGGCCGAUGCCACUCCUGCUGCCAGUAACAGUGCUUCUGAGGCUAAACAAGAAAAGAAAGAGCUUGCUACUGAUGCUGCCGCUGCCUCUGCAGCCACUGCUGUUACUGCCGCUUCCAUGCCAGCACCAACCUCCCUGCCUGUCGCAGCUCCCACCUCCUCAUCAGUUAGGGACAUCGACCUUUUUGGAGGAGAUGGUCCUGCUGCAGUGGCUGCGGGUCCUGCUACUGAUGCAUUUGGUGAAUCUGACCCUUUUGCUACGACUGAGGGGAGUGCGGACAUUGCUCCAGGGCUGGACCUGUUCGCUAUGAAACCCACUGACACGGGUGCUACCGCCAUCACCCCGCCUACCUCUAGUGAGGCGCCGCCCAUCGCUGCCCCUGUCACCGCCCCCGCUGCUGCCCCCACCCCUUCUAUCACCGCCACCACUAGCACCACAGACACCACCACCACAGAGUCUGCAGCUGCUCCGACUCUAGAUUUCUUUGGUGAUGUGCUUGAUGCUAUGCCUGAGCAAAGUCCCACUACAGAGUCUAAAGCCGCAACCACUCCUAGCGUAGACCUUUUUGGUGCAGACCUUCCUGCUGUUUCACGCGGGCCUUCUCCUUUGCCUGAGCCGGCUCCGUCUGGAGACAUUGUCACUGAACCUGUUUCAGCUUCAGAUCCAGCUCCGGUUGUUGCGCCAACACCAGCUCCUGCUCCUAUUGAUGAUCCUGCUUCUGAAGCCUCCUCUCCACCCAAAGAGGAGCCAACCCCAGUCAUUGACCUGCUAGACUCUUUCAGCGGCUCUGUGAAGGACACGCAGAGCUCUGCUCCUGGGGAACCUGGUGGUGACCUGUUGGGAGACAUCAUGGCUCCCACCGUGGCCCCAAUCCUGGCCCCAGCUACAGUGCAGAAUGAUCUUCUUGAGUCGGGCUUUGAAGCGAUAGGUUCACUUCCUUCUCCGACUCCACCUGUGCCAGCUGUGCCAAUGGUACCCGCUACAUCUGAAUCGGCAAAGACCACAACGGUGCCAUCUGGUAGCUUUGAUGCUUCAAUGUUUGAUGGAUUAGGUGAUCUGCUGAUGCCCGCUGUAACACCACAGAGCUCCGGGGGUAGUACGACAGGAAGUGCAGCAGGGAGCAUGGGAACACCUGUCACAGUUGAAAACAUUGCAGCUGCUCCGCCUGCAACCCCACCACCUACCAAAACUAUUGCAGGGGAUCUUGACUCUUCAUUGGCCAACCUGGUUGGAGACCUAGGCGUGAAGAAAAAGGACCCACAAAGUGAGAAGAAGUUGACUGGAGGUGCAAACUGGACCCCUCAUGUGGCUCCCACAAGCUGGAGCACACCAGGAGUCCCCAUGGCUGGUGUGGCUCCUGGAGGACCUGGAGCAGCACCUCCUGGUGGAGCAAUGGUGCCACCUAUGAGUGCACAGCCUGGCUUUGGUAUGGCUGCUACAGGAGGGCCAGGAGCACCUAUGAUGCAGCCUAUGAUGAGUCAGCCAAUAAUGGGUCAAUCCAUGAUGAGACCUCCUUUCGCUGGUGUGGUCGGAGCUGCACCUAUUGGAGCAGCGGCGCCCGGAGCACCGCUUUCUCCUGCACCUGCGAGUCAGAGUCCCAAAAAGCCCAAGGAUCCUCUGGCAGACCUUGACCUCAAGGACUUCUUAUAACACACAAAAAGCAGGAUCUUUUCCUCGACAGAGUCGGAUGCUCCCAUCGUUUACCCGGCGUCUGUCAAGAUUUCAGGAUGCCAACAGCCCUGUCGUUCUCUCUUUUGUCUGCUACUUGACGUGAUAAGAGCCUGGCUCCCCCAUCCACUUCCUGUUUCCUUCUCCUGUGUGAUGUUGUAGCACAAACUGUGAAAGUGAAUCAUAGCGGAUUAUAAACAGUAUAUGACUAUAUAUGAGAAAAGAAUUCCAAGUGCGUGCUCAUGUAGAUGUUUUAAUCUUUUUCGUCCUCAAGCAAAAUCUCACAUGAAACCCUGAAAAUGUUCUCGAGUGCAAGUGAAGGUAUAUGUGCAUUGGUUUUAAUUCUUGUGUUGAAUGAUGGUUGUACUUUGGUGUCUUGAGCUCUUGCCUCUUCGUAAAGCGGGAGGAGCCCCACUUUGUUCUACUCCGAUUGGACAAGAGCGCUAAUGAAGUCUCUGUAGUAUUUUUGAGAACUUUGUUGUGUCUUGUUUACAGAAAGGGAAGAUCUUAAUUGAUGUACAUAGACUCCUCUGGUGAUUAAAACAAUGACAUCUUUAUUCUGUACUGUAUUGUAUGUCUGUUGAAGAGAAGUGUCAAUGUGAUCUGACAUGAAAUUGUAAGGAGCCAUGUGAGUGUCAUUCUUUCAUCAUUUAAAGAAAACAAAAAGACAAUGAUCUAAUAUUGUAUAUUAUGAAACAAGUUGUGUGGACCUCUGAGAUAUUAGAACAUAAACCGAGGCUUUGUGUUUCUUUUUAUUUGUGGCUUAUUUUUCUUUUACUAUUUUGCGUCAGUAGUCAUAUUUAUUUCUUAAAUGAUGUACUGUUGAUGUUUAACUGUUUUGCUAUGGAAGGACAAAUCUUAUUAGAACUUCUCUUGAAAACGUUUUGCCGGUAGUGAUUUUUCAUGACAACACAUUUAAAGUUCCCCUUCGAUAAAACAAUUCCACAUUUUCACGUAUGUAUGAAAUCGAUAACUAAUCAUUGAGAGGAGCAAAAACUUUCAUGACAGAUUUUAAAAAUGGAGAUGGUUUGCAAAUGGAAUGGCAUUUAUUAAAUCUCAUCAAGAUAUCAUAGUUCCAUUGAAAGCAAAUCAUGACAACGUGUAACUAAUGUAUCGACCCACAAUCUUUUCCUUCAUUUUCCACGGAAUUUCGUGGGCGCUUUGAUUGUUUGUGUGUUGACAUGGAUUUGAACUACAUUCUUUUCGCAUAAGUACAGCGAUGCAUCUCCUCUGUCAUUUUAGUGGACUGUGUAAAGCGUAAGGUUGUACAAAAGAAAUCGGUUUCAGAUUUAACAUUUUCAUGCACUGAGUUUCAAGAGUUUUAUUUUUGUUUAUUUUGUGUAUGAUGUCCCUUUCCAGUGCAUGUAAGCCCUUUGAGAUGCAAUAAACUAAAUGACGGAUUUAACUCUUCUUAUCC
Messenger RNA from Corythoichthys intestinalis (scribbled pipefish), 3362 nucleotides. RefSeq names its product clathrin coat assembly protein AP180-like. The coding region runs from base 14 to 1927 and encodes 637 amino acids. NCBI's taxonomy places the organism in Eukaryota, Metazoa, Chordata, Actinopteri, Syngnathiformes, Syngnathidae. The transcript has 19 exons. The record is from RefSeq and is a predicted model, not a curated record.